Messenger RNA from Fusarium graminearum PH-1, 474 nucleotides. RefSeq lists its product as uncharacterized. Lineage: Eukaryota; Fungi; Ascomycota; Sordariomycetes; Hypocreales; Nectriaceae. The record is from RefSeq and is a predicted model, not a curated record. The coding region runs from base 1 to 474 and encodes 157 amino acids. The transcript has 5 exons.
AUGAACUCUCGGUUCGCCAACUGGACUAUCACUACGCGGUUGAUAACAGAGCAGACCGAGGUUAAUCGGCCGGUAAUCUGGAUUGGCCAUGAUAUCGGCGGUACCAUUGUUAAGCAGGCUCUUAUGGAGGCAGCUCAACCUCUAAUAUUGGAUGACUAUACGGACAUUCCAACCUGGGAGUCAACCAAAGAGAUUCAUCAUGCAAUUGCAACCCUCUCUACCACUAUCAUAUGCCUUGGUUGCCCGCACAAAUCGGAGUCUAUGGAAAUCCUCGAGGACGAAGUACUCAAUCUUAUGACCUUACCUGGGCCCGAAAUCCCGAACGACAGACUUGGUAAGAUCAAGAACAUCGCCCGCCAGAUUGAAGACAUCAAUAUACACUACCUCAAGUCCAGACUGUUCCACCGUCUAACAACUUUCAACGUUUUCCACUUGAUGGACAUCCCCGAGGCGAUGACGACAAAAAUGACUUGA